Zonotrichia albicollis (white-throated sparrow) is the source of this 356-nucleotide messenger RNA. The record is from RefSeq and is a predicted model, not a curated record. NCBI's taxonomy places the organism in Eukaryota, Metazoa, Chordata, Aves, Passeriformes, Passerellidae.
GCGCGCAGGCCGUGCGGGCCGCCAUGAAGCCGCAGUACAAAGCGGAGGCGGAGAGGGCAGCGGUGGCCACGGUGAAAACGGUGAAGCCCAAAAAGGAGUGAAAUGAGCUGAUCUGUGGGGAAUAACAGCAAACUGCAAAGGCGAGCUGCAGACUGCAGUAGGCGAGCUCAAGACUGCAGUGUAAUGUCAUCACAUGAGCUGUAGAACUUGCCUGUGUAUGUAAAUUGACAUGCUAAUAAAUGUAAUUUCUGAAUGUGUGGAAAGUGUAGUUCCUCUUGAAACUAAGUUUCUGUUCUGCAGGGACAUUUACUUUUCAGUUCUGUUGAAAUAAAAGGCUGCUUUUAGCACAAUCUGGA